AUGGUGUCGAUCAAAAGACUCCCCUCUCUUCUUCCGGACGAGCCAAAAGACCAUCACAUCGGCAACCCGCCCAAAGCCUUCCACAACCCGUGGCCUUCGUUCAACCCCAGCCGCCACAGUCUGGGGAAUAUCGUCAAAGUUCGCUUUGGCAAAGAUCGGCCCCAAUUUGCCCCAGUUCCCAGUGACCGCGCCGAGCUGGUGCCCGUUCAGAAGGUCGAUUUUUCCACCGCUCACCCAGGGCCAAAGGUGACCUGGAUCGGCCAUGCGAGUUUCCUGGUGCAGACCUGCAAGGACGACUCCGCGACGCGAGGCGUCAAUAUUCUCUGUGACCCGGUCUUUUCGGAGAGGACAUCUCCCUUUACAUGGUUCGGCCCCAAAAGAUAUACGCCCACUCCGUGUACUUUGGAGGAGCUCCUCGAUGCUGUCGAAGUAGACCUCGUCAUCAUCAGCCAUAACCACUAUGAUCAUGCUGAUGCAGAGACUCUGAAGGCGGUCUGGGCCAGAAGAAGAUCAAAAGUUCAUUUUCUGGUAGGACUGCACAAUUCGCGCUGGCUGACUGCCAUGGGUAUCGAUCGUUCAUCCAUCACCGAGCUGGAUUGGUGGGAGGGGGUCGAGGUUGAUGUCGACGGUGUGGGAAAGGCUCAGAUCACAUGUACACCCACCCAGCACUUCUCACGACGUGGUAUAUGGGACUCAAACCACGAUCUGUGGUGUUCGUACGCUAUCCAAGAUCUGCAAGGCUCGGGCAAGAAGAUCUACUUCGCUGGAGAUACCGCCUAUCGGUCCAUCCAUUCCAUGAACUUGUCCCGCGAGGAAGAAGACGCACAGCCUGCAUGUCCGGCCUUCAAGCAAAUUGGCGACCUACUGGGCCCAUUCGACCUUUCCCUCUUGCCCAUUGGGCUCUGUGAGCCGAGAGACUUCAUGUCAAACGUGCACGCCAACUCGUGGGAUUCGAUUCGAAUCCAUCAAGAUGUGAAAAGCAAACGGUCAAUUGGUAUGCAUUGGGGCACAGUCCGCGGCGGUUUAUCCCAGUAUUACGAGGACGUCCGCACCCCGAUGAAGCACUGGAAGAUGGCUGCUGAAGAGGCGGGCUUGAAAUGGGGAGAGGAGAUUGGUGUUUUGGACAUUGGCGAGACGUUGACAUUGGACUGA
Fonsecaea multimorphosa CBS 102226 is the source of this 1152-nucleotide messenger RNA. RefSeq lists its product as uncharacterized. NCBI's taxonomy places the organism in Eukaryota, Fungi, Ascomycota, Eurotiomycetes, Chaetothyriales, Herpotrichiellaceae. The record is from RefSeq and is a predicted model, not a curated record. Gene Ontology annotation, molecular function: N-acylphosphatidylethanolamine-specific phospholipase D activity; zinc ion binding. The coding region runs from base 1 to 1152 and encodes 383 amino acids. Gene Ontology annotation, biological process: N-acylphosphatidylethanolamine metabolic process; N-acylethanolamine metabolic process. Gene Ontology annotation, cellular component: membrane-bounded organelle; cytoplasm. The transcript has a single exon.